This is a messenger RNA of Symbiodinium necroappetens, 310 nucleotides long. The record is from the annotation of a GenBank genome assembly. NCBI's taxonomy places the organism in Eukaryota, Dinophyceae, Suessiales, Symbiodiniaceae.
GUUCCGGUGUACACCAAAGCCCUGGUCGAGGCGACUCCUUUCAGUGCCUUGAUCUUCGGCUUGAUCCUCGUCCGAGGCCAUUUUGCUUGGGGUCGAGAUCGACUAUGCCUCGACCCUACCGGAGGCGGAGAUUCCAGCAUGGCUCGGGCUUCUGAAUGCCGUCAUCGUUUGCAUCUUUGUUCUAGAGAUCAUCCUCAAGUUGAUCGCUUAUGGCUGCCGUGGCUUCUGGCGGGGGCCGCAGGCCUGGUGGAACAUUUUCGAUUUCUUCAUCGUAGCCGUCUCUGCGUUGGAGACGGUCAUGGAUCUGUGG